ACAAAGUAUCAAUUACUCUUUUGAUGAUCUUAGUGAACUCCAGAUAUAGAUCAUCUGUUAAAUUUAAUCUCUAGUGGCUGAUUGUGUAGUUAUUUAUUUCGUGUGAAUUAUUGUUUUGUGCUUAAUAUGGAUUUACAUAAUUAUUGUGUAUUAGAAACUGAUGACCAACUUACGAUAGUUAAUCGAUCCACAGAACAUCGUAUUAGUAAAAAAUUGCUUCAUAAAAUACCUUAUUUUGGAAGUAUGUUGAGCCAUGAUGUGUUGGAAUCAAAGGAAAAUAGAGUUGAACUUGAUUUCGAUGAAAAGACUUUCAAAAUAAUUCUGGAUUGGAUUGAACUUGAUUUUAUGUACAUCGAUAUGGAUCACGUAAUAAAUCUGUGUACCAUGGCUGACUAUUUUGGGAUGAACGAUGACUUAUUAAAGGAUUGUUUCAACUAUUUCCAUAAAAAAUUUUCAUUUGAAUUUCUACCGACCAUUAUUCCUCAAGUGACUUCAACUUCUAAAUUAGUCAAUUCGAGUGUUCUGGAUGCUUUCAUCUGUCGCCAUUUCCUUAAAAUUGUCCAAACAACUCGUUGGUCUCUUUUUCCCUUCGAAACAAUUGAUUACAUUUGUAAGCUGGACCUGAUGAUUUAUUCAGAAUAUCAAGUUUUCGAUGCGAUCAUAAAAUGGGUAGAUUACCUUGCUGAUUAUAGAAAGUCACAUCUUAAAGCAUUGCUAAAUUCAGUCCGAUGGUGUCUUAUGAAAUAUCAACAUCUAACUAAAGUAAAGGAAAAUGAGCUCAUCAAAUCUGAAGGUUUUGAACCGCAUUUCUGCUAUCUCGAUAAUGCUGUAUGUUGCUGCUGCUAUCGAACUAAACAAGAGUAUUUUAUUGCUAUUGAAGAGUUAGAGGGUACAGAAUUGCGAAUCAAAGUACUUGACAGUAAUUUCCUGCCAUUAGUUAAUCAGGUUGUUCAAUUAGACGCUUCAAUGUUGAUGAAUGUUCUUCAUGAUGAACAUAUUUCGGAUAUUCCAUUCGAUUCUGGAAGGAGAUUGAUUCGCCUUGAUUGGAAGCAGAAUAAAUAUCGUUUGCUUGAUUAUAAAGCAUAUGUAUCACACCAUUUUGAGGUUGCAAGAUGCACUCGCAAAAUAUAUGUUAAAACGGAGUAUCAAGGUACAAAGAAUUACAACAGCAGCUGCCAACGUAUUUACGGAAGUUCACUUCUCGAAGCUAAUGGAAAGUUUAUUUUAUUUCGCAUCGUCGACGGACCUGUUUCUUGUUGGUCGGAUCCAAAAACUGAAGACAUUAAUCCUAAACUGUUUGGCUAUGAAAACAAUUUCAUUUCGACUAUUUUGGACAAAAAUAUUUACAUAAUGACUAAAAAUUUUGAUUUCAUGACAUUCAAAAUGGAUCAAGAGGGAGAGCUUAAAAUUAUUCCGCUUAAAAAAAUAGCCGAACAAUUGAGCUUCGAUGAUUUAAUACUAACUUCCAGCCAAGUUAAAAAUGAAGUUUUUUUGGUCGAUAAGUCCACAAAAAACAUCUUUAAAUUUAGCCAUUUCCACAAAGUAUGGGUUCUAAUGGGUCUUCUGGUUAAUUAUAACAGUAAGAAAACUGUUGGACAAAAGGCGCCUAGUAAGUUUCUAACAUUCACCACAGCUUUUUUAUCGAUAGACGCUAUCAGACCCUGCUUAAAACGUAAACUUGCUUCGAUGAAUUAAUAAAAUUCAUCAUGCAACUUAUUUUGAGUAUUGAACUGCCUUAAUUGUAUUGACAACCCUGUUGAGCACUUGAAAGAUGAUAAUAAAAUUUGAUUGUAUUUUCCAUAA
Molecule: messenger RNA, 1803 nt
Organism: Tetranychus urticae (two-spotted spider mite)
Lineage: Eukaryota; Metazoa; Arthropoda; Arachnida; Trombidiformes; Tetranychidae
Source: RefSeq, a predicted model, not a curated record